Klebsormidium nitens is the source of this 572-nucleotide messenger RNA. NCBI's taxonomy places the organism in Eukaryota, Viridiplantae, Streptophyta, Klebsormidiophyceae, Klebsormidiales, Klebsormidiaceae. The record is from the annotation of a GenBank genome assembly.
AUUGAUAUUCUGACUUCUCUCCUCCUGAACUUGAAGACGACGCCCACCUCCUUUCAAGUUUUAACCGUAUCAACAGGGCGCUACGUAGGUAGGUAUUCCAUUGGCGAAGUGCGUCACAACCCUGUUGCACUGAGCACCCUAAAUUACAGUUUUCUUCUUCUCUCGCCACCAUGCAGUCUGUGGCGACAUGCAGCGCCCUGAGCGCACCGGUGACCUCGUUCGCCGCAUGCAUUGAAAGCAGAAUGUGUUUCUCCGGCAAUCCCACAGUCUUUGCAUGCCCAAGCUUGAGUGCGGGCAGAAGACAGAGAAGCCGGGUUGUGGUGCCAAUGGCGAAGAAGGAGGAGGCGCCGCGGUUGUACCAGGGAUACAACCCGAAAAAGUCCGUGUUCCCGGCGGAGGCUUGCGACGAGCAGGGCGGCGAGGCAUGCGAGGCAGAGUUCGGAGAGGAGAGUACAAGGGAGACAAGACUGUCUUCCAAGAUGAGGCGUGCGACGACUUGGGCGGCGAGUUUUGCGAAGCAGAGAAGUAAAUGCGGAAAGUUCUGCCAACUAGAGUACAAAAAUGCGACAUAA